CGAACGUGUUGACAGCGGUGGACGUUAACCUAUACAGGGAGCUUUUGUUAUUCUUCCCCACGGACCUGCUGGAUGUCGUUACUGCAGAGGGAGCUCAAAUCGCUCUCGGCAUCUUCAACUCCUUGGCAGCAAGCGCCCUGAUGCCGUGUCUUGACGAAAGAAGACGAGUGGCCAUCGCUAAUCUGAUCACAAAGUACAAAGGCGAUGACCCGACGACAUGGCGGCAAAUGUCGGGGCUGUGUUGCCUGCUGUACACGCUGCCGUCGGGGACGCUGAGCCGCAUCCCCCGCGGGGCCCUCAUGUCCUGUCGGUGCCCCAUCGCCGACCGCGCCCAGUACGCCCCAGAGGACGAGGCCCGGCAGAUGGAGUGCCGCAGCGACCUCGGCGAGGACUACGACGCCGAGCUCUGGCAGCGCGACAACGUGUUACGCGUGCAGGCCUGGGCGGCGCUGGACAUCCUCGACCCUUACACCAUCCCCGGCUACAGCCCCAGCGGGAGGAGGAAGAGAGCUUUGAGGGAUGUCGCGCUGUGUAAUCGCGCUUCAGUUAACGGGGUGGACGACAUCAGCGUCGAGGAACUGAGCGCCGCGUCCACAAGCGACAUCAUGAAGUGCCUGAAUCCCCUGGGGGAUCGAAAAAUGGACAAGAGUAAAGCAAAGAUCCUGGCGAAUAAAGUGCGAGAUUCCUUUAAAUCGAAGUCUUGGUCAAGUCUCACCAACUCGCUCAUGAGAAAAAUGAACUUCAUCAUGGAAGGCCUCGAGGCCAACGAAUUCCAUGAACUACCAUCUUUUUGCCCUCCGGAUGACUUCUCUGAAGCUAUCACUGUUUUGGGCGAUGAGAAGAAGAGGUUCUUAAUCGACGAGCUCAUAGCGAUUAAGGAUAAGGUACUCGACAAGACAUGUCAGACCCUUGCCAACUUGACGGACAAUCAGCUCGUUCUGCUCAACCGCCUCUGGUGCGUCGUCGAAGAAUCUGAUUUCAAAAUCCUCAGUCCCAAGCGAGCUGUGCUCCUGCUGGGCUUGGUCGACCUCGCUGGCACCUUGGCAUGGUGCAACAGAGACCUGUUAGCAGAACUCGCUGCAAAGGCGCUCGCAUAUUACGCCAGACCGUUGUGCAGAGCCCACGUGCGGGAGAUGGGCGUGGUGUUUGCAGGGAUUGAAGCGGCCAUAAUCCCAUCUAUCGAACCAUCCGCCCUGAUCGGACUUACAGCUGCUGCAAUGCGCGCAAUGACCAGCGACGCAAUUCAAGCGAUGAGUCCAUUGCAACUGCGCUGUCUCUCUGCCACGACAGCGAUGGCCAUGAGCCCUGUUAUAAGGGAAAGCCUGUCGGUGGAACAGAAGGCGGCUCUUCAUGAGGCCAUAGGAGGCACUGGAGGUGUCUCCAAGCGAGGUAAGGCGGCACUAGAGGAGGCCAUUAGAGGCAGAGAAGCCACCAGUCGAGGAGAGUCCAUCACUAUAGGUACCAUUUUGACCUAA
Molecule: messenger RNA, 1475 nt
Organism: Hyalella azteca
Lineage: Eukaryota; Metazoa; Arthropoda; Malacostraca; Amphipoda; Hyalellidae
Exons: 10
Coding region: 141-1475 (444 amino acids)
Source: RefSeq, a predicted model, not a curated record